UUCCAUGAGGCACGAUUAAAAAAAUAUGAAUAUCGUUAGCGGAUCUCUGCUUUUCAUAUCAGUGAUUUUCCUUUAUUAUUCUAUUGAAUCAGGUUCCGCAUUCAGGUUCUGGAGAAAAAGGUCGAAAGGAAAAAUAUUUCAGGAGCCUACUUUCCCACUCUAUCUUCAUCUUUACGAAGAUGAGAAACAUCAGAUUCAUCCAAUAACACCAGGAUCACAUGUUACUGUUGGAAUAGAACACAAUUUCAUCGUUGGAAUAAUCAAAAAUGGAGUUAUUCGUCCAGUACUUGAUGAGGAACAUCGAAGGGUUCUAGUAAACAUGCGUAUUAACCGGAAUUAUAUACUAAGUUCUUUUACGGGUCUUCCUUAUGGUCGAACCCCUGAGCAUACAGCUCCAGCUAUAAUUUAUUCUCCAAAUGUUCAGCCACUCCCAUAA
Messenger RNA from Belonocnema kinseyi, 436 nucleotides. RefSeq lists its product as uncharacterized. NCBI's taxonomy places the organism in Eukaryota, Metazoa, Arthropoda, Insecta, Hymenoptera, Cynipidae. The transcript is spliced from 2 exons. The coding region runs from base 26 to 436 and encodes 136 amino acids. The record is from RefSeq and is a predicted model, not a curated record.